Ooceraea biroi (clonal raider ant) is the source of this 8846-nucleotide messenger RNA. Its product is annotated as alkylglycerol monooxygenase. The record is from RefSeq and is a predicted model, not a curated record. Gene Ontology annotation, cellular component: endoplasmic reticulum. Lineage: Eukaryota; Metazoa; Arthropoda; Insecta; Hymenoptera; Formicidae. Gene Ontology annotation, molecular function: glyceryl-ether monooxygenase activity; iron ion binding. Gene Ontology annotation, biological process: lipid biosynthetic process.
UUAUGGGUGUCUAGUUUAGCACCUGUGAAUGCUACGAAAUGCUACUUUCUUUCUUUCAUUUUUCUUCUUUCAAAUAAAAAGAAGUAUAAAAAGUGUUUCGUGCCAUCCGCAGUGUUAACUGAAUUACAGCCUAUGUAUAACGCUCGUAUUAGGGUUUACUUAACCUCUUGGGUUCGGCGGUCGUCCGCCAUGUAACUACUUGACGGGCGAAAGCAAGCGUAGCGCAAAAGAUACUUUCGUGUCUUCCAAUAAUUAUCGAUAUAAUUAUUAGAAUCUCAACCUCCACUAUGAUACAUGUAUAUACUAGCGAUCGAUUCUUUGUCGAUCUUAUCGUAUUCGACUUUUUUUUACCAUGUACGGUCAAAAACCCGAACCGUGUGAACGAUCUGUUACAAUGAACAAAACAAAUGAAGAUAGUACAAAUGAACAUAAAAGUCGACUAAAGUCGACGAUCGUACCGAAAAGGCUAAUUACCGGUCAACAUCGAGCGCUGAGUAGCGCGGUGCUAUUUAAUCUUGAAACUGAUGACGAUGACGGAAUUAACGCCAGUUGUAAUUGUACGUUCUCGAAAUUUUCUUGACGAAUUGCUCACUUUCUGCUGAGCAAGAACAAAGAUAAAAAUGAAGGAUUAAUGAGACGAGAUGUGUUCUUGAGUAACGCUCUCGCAUUGCUAAUCUCCGCUCUUGACUCUCGUCGUUCCGCUCUCGAGCUCUCGAGCGCGAUUACUCUGCUCUUGUUUAUCUCAUCUAUUAAGGGGUCCUCGCAUGAUCGUUGAUUAUUAUUGCUACUCUGCAGUAUUGACAGCGAAAUCGACUUGACAACGAAAAGUCUUAUUAAAAUUCAGAGAUGGAUCGCGCCACUUUGCGUAUAAUUACUUCCAACAUUGUUGACGAAUAAAUGAUAUGAAUUUAAUGUACGUCAAUAUUUUCUCAGACAAGUCUGAUGAAUUCAUGGCUACGCUUUAUUUGACGCAAGACGGAGUGAUAAAAAACCUAUUGCAAUGCAUUAAAGAUUCAUAUUGGUCUCUGUCGUAAAGCUGGAGUCGAAACUUCUGAAUUAGCUCGUAUGAUUAUUCUCGCUGUGAUGGUUGAACCGAAUACGACCGUUCACGGAUAUAAAUAUCAUGUCUGAAAUUUUGGAGUUAAGUUCAGUAUGGCCAAAUUAUUACACGUUUUAUAUAUAUAUAUAUAUGCUCAACGCAAAAUUUCCAGUAAGAUUCACUUUAAAUUCGUCAAAAGUUCACGUUUCACGGAUAUAAAUAUAAUUUCUGAAAUUUUCGCGUUAAGUCCAAGUAUAGUCUUUUAAUUAAUUUAAUUAAAAUUAUUUCUACGCUUAUAUACACAUAUGCUCAAUGUAAAAUUUCCAUUAAGAUAAAAUUCACUUGAAACUGAUCGAAGGGUCCGAAUGCAAUUGAAGGUACUGAAAUGCUGUACGCGUCACAACUCAUACGACGGUCGUGCUCUCAGAUUGAUAGCGUAAUAAAUCCAUAUUGAUGACGCACUGGGAAUAACAGUGAUUUACGUAGGGAGCUUUUAUUAUUUCUCCCAUCCCUAUUUCGGAUUGGGUGAAACGAGCAUGAUCCGAUCGGUAUUAUGAUAUUCGUGAUCGUCGGUGCUGACUCGGACCCGUUCGAGACUGAAAUAGAAGCUGUAAUAAUGUAACGAAUAUAAGUAUCAUUCAUUAGGGCAAAACGAACCGCAGUUGUUGAAAUGCGCGUUGUCGUCCCGCCAGUUUCCCCUUUGCACUUUCAUAAUUUCCGAUCCCGACGGCGAUAACGCUUUGUGUGAAAAGUAAGCGGAGUAAUCCAGGUAAUCCAUGUUUCCUUCCUUUACUCGAAAGUUUCUCCUCUACCUUCGUGUGAGGAAUGGAUUAAUCAAAGAUUUAUUCAAAUUACGCUUACGCCAGAGACUUCAUCUACAUGCGUGUGAUUAGAAUAAAAAAUUAUGUUUCAUAAUCGUAUGAAUGUUUAUAUCAAAAUUUAAAUAUGAAUAUUAAAAUUAUUUAGUAUUUUUAUGCGCAAGUAACUUGUCAAGAUAAAUGUGUAUGCUAAAGCGAGUAUUAAUAUAAUUACUACUUAUUUCAUGCCUAUUGAUAUGAUGAUUAUAUUAAUUACUUUGUAACGCACAUAACAAUUUCCGACUGAAUGCGAAGAUUAUGUAAGACGAUGGAAAGAGAUGGAGAUAUAUUAGAGCCAACGUAGGAGUUGUGCAUUUACGCGGAUAAUUCGGCUCUUUCCAUCUUAUCAAUUGUUGAAUCGAUUCGUGGAAGACUAGAAACUCAUGGUGGUCGCAGCGGUGAACGAUUUUCUUUGUUUCGAGUAAUUGACGUCAAUGGACAUUGGCCGGCUGUUUCAAGCACGUGCAUAUAUCGUCCGAUUCACGAUCGUGCGUGCAGAAUGAGUCGUCCACUUUGAAUACGUAUAAUACCUGACGUAGUUUAUUAUUUGUUAAUAAAUGAAAGCGUGAAGAUCGAUAGGUAUUACUGUCCUCCCUUCAACAUGACACUUAGCAUGCUCGAUACAAAAGAGCGGAGGAGUGUCGUCCGCACUCACUAAUGUAAAACGCCCUCGCUUAGCUCGCGCUAAGUAGAUGCGACCAUGAAUUAGUCAGACUUGCAUUCGACAUGAAAAAUCGAUACGUUUACGUGUGUACAGUCCGUCUGUCAUAGACAUAUCUUGGCCACUUAUCAUGCACGAAUGCAUUACAAAACUCAGACUUGGCAAAAGAAUACUCCCCUCUCACGAAAAUCAUAAUUAUUCCACGUAACGCGUAUAAUUUUUUUAAAUAAUCGUUACAUGAGUAGACAUAACUGCACAUGUAUCACACAUAUAACUCGCUGAUGAUCUCUACGGGCCAAAAUCAGUGUUGCUACCUUGGAAUCUUCAUAUAAAAAAAUACAUAAUAUAACAUGCAUUUCUAUAAAAACGUGUAUCUGUUAAUUUGUAUUAUUAAUCUCGGAGCAACUUUUCUCUUAAAAUCGCUCUGGGUAACUUGAAAUCUGUGCGAAUCUGGAAAAUACACUCGCCUUGAUAAAUAACGUUACCUGGAUCCAUUCAGCAAUCCGCGUCAGAAUCAACACAUGAGAUCUGCGCGGCGCGUUUCCGCGAUGCACGGUUUUAACGGGCCACGCGGAGCACGUUCCGCUUCUAUCUCGUCGGAUUCGCAGGUGUUCCCUAUUACGACUCGAAUGUAACGCGAUCGUGUGGAAGAGCCGUUCUGUCGUUUUAACGGCGGAUCGCUUAAAUUAUAGUGAGCGAUGUACACCGCGCUCAAUUAUUCGAUUAUCGGACGACGACGACGUCGACGACGACGUAGCAUAAAACGCGUCGGGCAAAAGUUUCGCGCUCAUCGUUUAUGAAACAGUUUAUUAUCAUGAUUUACGGGCGUUCUCGAUAUUUGUCGCCGGUCCCGGCGGUUCGUGACGUCGAAAACACGGCAAUUACGAACGAGUGCGGGCAACUAAUUUCCACGACUUACGUUCGUUUCGGUUUGUUACGAGCGGCCGUUUCAAGCAAAGCGAGCAAAGUGUUAUCCGAUGUUCUUUACGGUUAAUGAAAUAAUUGCGCUGACGCUUAAAACGCCGUGCGCAGGGCGGCGCACCGUAGAUUGCCCUCAGCCCCUUUCUACCGAUCAGCCAGUUCACUGGAACGGUUCACAGAAGAUUGGAGAUAAUUGAUGACGACGAUGUCUGGCAGGUUUAAUCGAUUCUCUCUCUUACUUUUUUAUUUUUUUAUUUUUUUUUAGAUAAUUGACGUCAGACGCGCGUUUUCGUCAGGGACACUUCUAAUGCGUCGCCGGUAAAUUGCCCCUGUAUUUUUACAUUCGCGUAAACGAGGGAGAGGGACGAAGAGAGAGAGAGAGAGUACGUGUGUGUGUGUGUGUGUGUGUGUGUGUGUGUGUGUGUGUGUGUGUUGGUGCCGUUUUUACAAAGCACAAUAAAGCGCUAUUUCGAGACGACAUUUCUCACAGGAGUGCGCUGCGAGACGUAUUCUUCGAAGUUUCGAAAAUUCUAUUUACUUGCAAAUGUUCUGUAUAAUUUUCGGAGAGCCGUGACAGUAACGUCGUUUUCGUAAUUCCUACAGAUAAGUAUAAACCAUAUUUCCACAUACCUACAGGUAUUUUUGAAAGUUACCGUAACUCGUGCGAUUUCUAUUGAACAUGAUACAAUUAUAAUGCAAAAUUUAUUAUUUUCGAAAAAGAAGUAAAUAGCGUUCUUUAGAUGUAUUAUCUCAAAUUCUGUCUUAUAGAUAAAGAUUUAUAUUUGUAUUAUAACUUCUCUUGAUAUUUUUGAUAUCAAUGUGAUGGAAAAUAAUAUUAUUCAAGUAUCUAAAAAGAUAUAUUUUUAUGAAAAUUUAUAAUAUUUUUAGGAACUUUAAUAUCAAUGAAUAUAAUUCAGGAGCUUGAAAAAUAUUCCAGAUGUAUAAUAUUAAUAUAUUAAUGAAUUGUAAAAUAGACAUAAAAGAAAAUAAAACAAAAUUUAAUGAAUUUUUUCUUAGGACAGUAAUACAAAUUCGAAAGCAUCAAUAUUAGGUAUACGUGUCAAUGGCACCUUUUAUUAUCAAUAUUUCUCUAAUAAUUCUUAUAAGAAGAAAAUAUCUGAUAAAAGAUAAGCAAGAAUUUUCUUACUUUCCAAAAAUUUCCUUUAUUACAUGCAAUAUAUAUCUAAUUUAUUCAGUGUCCAGAGAAUAUUCAAGAGACAUUGAAGGAAUAUUAAUCGCGCGGCUGUUAUAUAUGGAAAUUCAUCCUCCACGCACUGACAUUGUUCGCGUACGCAAUUUUCUUGUCGUAGGUUGCACUCGAGACGAUUCUUCCAUCCCGGGUGGACAUCCUUCGGAAUCUCACGGUCGGAUGAAUCGAUAGUACGUCAAGGCAAGGUCUUGAGAAGGAGAGAGCGGUUUCUUCGUCGGUUGAUGUCGUCACGGUGGAAGGACAUUUGAAACGAGCAAGUGCAGCGAUGGCAAUGAGGUCGGACCCGGCUUGAUUUCGCGUUUGCACGCGAGCAGCUUCGGCAUGCCGGCAAAUCAAUAGGACACCGAAGUCGUGGGAGAACUCGUCGAUUUUUGAGGCUUCCGCGAAGUUUUGCGCGGAAGUGGCACGGAACACAGUCGGCCAAGACAGAGAGAUUUGUUCUACUUCUACGUCUAUUUCCUCCCCGAGACUGCGCGGAUGUACGCCAUCAGAAGAUUGACACGUGAAAAUUGACACGUGACAUGCACAUCCGACGUGUGCAUCUAAUUUUUUAUAUGAAUAUUCUUGUACUGUACACGAUAUCGUAAUUAUCGAUUACUGUAAAUUGACGUCAACGGACUCUCGCCGGUGCUUCAAGCGCAUGCACGCGUCGCGUGAUUCACGGGAGCGCAAAUCUUCGAAUACGUAUGAUAUUUGACGCAUUUAUUUAUAUUCAAUACGAAAAUAGAGAUCAGUAUUAUAAGUUUCCUCGACGAUUAUCAAUUAUCGUCUCACGAACUGGCAGUAACGAUGGAAUGAAACGAAACUUUCAGCGAGUUACGCGAUGAUCAAAUAUAUAGCAAUUUUUCACGGUGCACUGUUCAUUUCAGCUACUCGUAGAUAAAAGAUAAAAUCAACUAGGCCGUUUACAGAUAUUUAAUCAAGCACGCUUCGAGUGUAGAAUUAUACAGGUUUUCAUGAGAGUAUUGUGCUGGAGAAAAUCAUCAGAUAUCUGAAAGUUGUCGAAAACUCGACAAAUAUUUCAGCGAAACUGAGAGAAAUCAGCGCUGAGAACAGGGCGAGAGCGUGUAUGUGUCUGUGUGCAUGGCGGGAUAGAGAAACACCGAAGAAUUUCAAUCUCGCCUAUAGGAUCUUGGUCUGGCGCUCCGGGUUCGUUGGCUGCUAGCUGCUCAAUUCAAUUACACUCGCUUCGGGUAAUUCAGGAAAAGAGGCUCCGCAUGUGUUCAAGAACGCGUGCUCGUCGACCAUACAUAGUUCCGCCUUUCAUCAUUGCAUUAUGCAAUUGAGAGCCAACGGUCGUUAUCUGUCCCUUCUCGCUGCGUUGUCCAAUAAUGAGCUUGUCUGACAAACCGCUUUUGUUCGUUAUGGAAUUGAACUCUCUCGUCUAUUUUCGUGAAAUGACGGCUAUCACUUUCUAGCCCGUUGGCGAUGGACUUGGUGUACUGACCGGCGAGAUAAGUUCCUUGCAAUCUUGCGUCUUCAAGCAAUCAGCAGCGAAUAACAGUGUAAUUAGAGAAAGAAGCUGGUGGAGUAACACUAAUGAGGAUUGGGAGCACGGUUUAUUUACGGCUUUAUUUGACGUCAUGAUGAAGCGAGAUAGCGAUCGUAAAAAGCAGCUAUGCCGAUCGCAGUUAUAUAAAGCUGCAAUGUGAUGAUAAAGUGUACACACCGUUUCUCUCGUGCAAUCAAUAUUUAUACAAUAAGAUAUUAAUUGCCGUGCAGAGAGAGAGAGAGAGAACGAGAACUUCGUUCGAUGUGAGCGUGUCGACUCCGAAAACCCUGCGGAAUUUCGCGAAACUUUGUAUGCAGAAAGUUCCACGGAUAUAUUUCUUGUCGCAAACAGCGCGUCGGAAAUUCUGUAACGUGGAUAAUAACGUGCAAAAUGAAUCUAAAUUGAUUACUUGUGAUUUUCAUUAUUUUUUUACAUCUAUUAAUACUGAUAGAUAUUUUGAUUUACUCAAUGAAUAUGAAUAUGGAUUUUAUAAACUUCAUUUAUUACAAUAGUAACUUUUUCUAUUUUUAAUUGUGUUCUAUCUUUGCAUCGUUACUGCCUGACAAUUAUGAAAAAAUAGUGAUUUACUUCCACUUUCUAGUGUUUAUAGAACAGGUACUCUUGGCUCGCAAAAGAGGAAUGAGUAAUAUGAAGGAGACUUUGUCGUCGCUGCACCAUGGUGUAUUUUACGAGAUUGUCAGAUUGUUUGCACAUAAAUUGGAAGCACCUGUAUACCUUUUUAUUUACGAGAGAAUUGGAAAAAUAAUUCUAAGCAUAUUCGGAGGGAAAGAAUAUACAUGGAUAGGAUGGUGCAUCGGCUUUAUUGCCACGGAUUUCUGUUACUAUUGGAUCCAUCGUCUCAAACACGAAGUUCACGUGCUGUGGUUGUUUCAUCAGGUACAUCAUAGCAGUGAGGCGUUCGAUCUUCCGGUCGGUGUGCGGCAAUCCGUCGUGGAACUCCUCUACGAUUUUAUGCUUUACUCUCCCCUUGCCGUCUUUAUAAAUCCGUAUUACAUUAUAAAAACUCGUGAAUUGAUUUAUUUAUAUAACUUGUUGAUACAUACGGAAGUGAUAGGUAAACUUGGACCUCUCGAGUGGAUUUUUAAUACGCCUAAUCAUCAUUGUGUUCAUCACGCCGGCAACGAGUACUGCCUGGACAAGAAUUAUGGAGGUGUGUUUAUAAUAUGGGAUCACAUGUUCCAUACGUUCGAAGUGAAAGAGGAAUGUACUAAUAUAUUUUAUGGUCUGCCGACGAGCCCUAUGUGUUACUUUGUAUUCUACCAACAAAUAUUUGGCGUCAUAUAUUUUAUUGUAGAUCAGAAAGAGAAACUAAUGCCUUGGAAAAAAUAUUGGUUUAAAAUUCUUUUUUAUGGGCCUAGGUGGCAAUUGCACCUACCACGUUUGGGAUCUCCACGCUGCAAAAAAGCUAGAAAGCUACACGAAGACAAGGACAAAAGUUUCCAAAAUUAUUGGAAUAUUCAUUACAUCUGUUAUAUAUAUUUUCUUCUUAUCAUAAAUGCGUUGGAAAUAUACUCGUUAAGGAAUAUGGAUUUUUUCCAUCUAAGGAUAGCUCGUGCAUACGAAAAUCUGAACGUGACUUUAUGCAGUUUCGCUUCCUUUCUUGAAGAUAGGAGAAUAAUAUGUAUUAUGAUAAAUUUCGGACGGUCUUAUUUGUUGUACGCUGUUUAUUACGAUUCCCCUAAGUGAUGCAUUUAUAUAUACUCUAUCGUGUUCUUUUACGAUGGACUUUAUGUUUUAGCACUACUUCUUCAUAUUAUACUAACUAAGAUAUGUUAUAAACAAGAAAAGAUAUGUUAUACUAAACAAGAGAAUCAGGAAAUGGAAGAUUGGUACGCAAAUAUUACUGAUGAUGAUAUUACUGAUGAUGACAUUAACGAUGAUUAAAUGGAAAAUCAGGAAAAGAUAGUAUGAGGAAAGUACUGCCAGUAACACUAAUGAAAAGUUUUCCUAUCCUGCAAAUAUAUUUUCAAAUACCGUGUAAAAAGUAUAAUAUAACUGAAACAGUAUUUUUUUAACAGAACUUUAUAACUCCAUUUAAUACAAUACAAAGAGCACUUGUCUAGUAAGAUAUGUACGAUUAUUUGAUUAUUAUAUAUUAUAUGUUAGUAGCGACGAACUUAUGGCACGCGUGCCAAAAGUAACACGUACGAAAAUUUUGCUGACACGUCAACGAUUUACAGGUGAUGUCAUUUUAUAUGUUUAAAAAUUUUUUUAAUUAUUACAAUAUGUACACAAGUUAAAUUUUCUUUUACACGAAAAAAAUUAACCAACAAAUACAUAGCCCACUAUAGGAAUAAGACCCGGCAGCUGAAAACUUGUCUCAAUAAAAUUCUGCAACAAUUAAUUUUCUAUUAAUUUUUUCCCGUAUUAAAAACUGCUCGACACGUCAAGAACUCGAUAAAUAUUAUUUGUAAAUUUUUGGCACGCACAUAGAAAAAGUUUCGCCACUGUUAUAUGUUAUAUCAUUAUUAAUAAUUAAUAAUAUAUAACUAUUACAUAUUAUAUACAGAUAUUAUAUAUUAACUUGUGUGAUUACUUCCGUGUGUUUUUGAACUCUGAUUAUUGCAUGUGUGUACGUAUCAUUGACUAUGUAAAAAUAUAUGUAAACAUCGUUUGUAAAAUACAAUGUUGCUCGCAACGUCGUA